AAAUUAACAAGUAAAGUAGAAACACAUAACUUUCGGAACGUGUCACAGAAUUCUCGCCUUCUCCGAAUAUGGCAUCGCGCGUCAGCAUCAACAACUUCACCUCUUCCGCGCCCUAUAUCAAUUCCCCUCACUUUCUGUCACCUGUUAACACUUCUAAUCACUCCCUCCAGAACGGUUCGCAAAAGGUCAUGCUUCAGAAAAACGUUCUCGUUACCGGUGGCGCCGGUUACAUCGGUAGCCACGCCGUUCUUCAGCUCUUGCUCGGAGGUUUUAGGACAGUUGUCGUCGACAACCUCGACAAUUCCUCCGAGGUUGCCAUCCGCAGAGUUAAGGAGCUCGCCGGGGAAUUUGGGAACAACCUCUCCUUUCACAAGGUGGACCUCCGGGACAGAGCUGCACUAGAGCAAAUAUUUGUUUCCACACAGUUUGAUGCUGUCAUACAUUUUGCUGGACUGAAAGCAGUAGGGGAGAGUGUGCAAAAACCGUUACUAUACUACAACAACAACUUGAUUGGGACAAUCACUCUGUUGGAAGUCAUGGCUGCCCAUGGAUGCAAGAAGCUUGUGUUCUCAUCUUCAGCAACCGUAUAUGGUUGGCCGAAGGAGGUUCCAUGUACAGAAGAGUUCCCUCUGUCAGCAAUGAACCCAUACGGGCGAACUAAGCUUAUCAUUGAAGAAAUUUGUGGUGAUGUCCAACUUGCAGAGCCAGAUUGGAAAAUAAUAUUGUUGAGAUACUUCAACCCAGUUGGUGCACACCCUAGCGGUUAUAUUGGGGAGGAUCCUCGUGGAAUUCCGAACAAUCUUAUGCCAUUUGUUCAGCAAGUAGCAGUUGGCAGACGACCUGCACUGACAGUUUUUGGAAAUGAUUAUAAUACAGUUGAUGGCACUGGGGUUCGGGAUUACAUUCAUGUUGUUGAUUUAGCAGAUGGGCACAUUGCUGCAUUGCUUAAACUAGAUGAACCUAAUAUAGGUUGUGAGGUUUACAACCUGGGAACAGGAAAGGGAACAUCUGUUUUAGAGAUGGUUAAAGCUUUUGAAAAGGCAUCUGGAAAGACAAUUCCACUUAUGAUGGCUGGCCGUAGACCUGGUGAUGCUGAAAUUGUGUAUGCAUCAACAAAGAAAGCAGAAAGAGAGCUUAAAUGGAAGGCAAAAUUUGGCAUUGAUGAGAUGUGUCGUGAUCAAUGGAAUUGGGCUAGCAAAAACCCUUAUGGCUAUGGAGAUCAAGACUCCACCGAUUAACUAUUAAAUACACAACAUAGUGUUUUCUUUUAGUUUCUUUUCUGAACCCUGCCACACUGUAGGUCUUGUGAAUUUAGUUUUCCCAAAAGCUUUUGUGAUUCUAAGGUGACAAAGUACUUGUAUUAUUAUUAUGAUUUAUAGUUACCCGGUAAAUAAGUAGUAGUUUACUAUUCUGUAAUUUAAAGGUUCUCUAGGUUCUUUCUUAGAUAUUAUUGGUUAAUAGAUACGGAUUCUCUCAUGUUCCUCAUGAGCAGCGUCCUGUUUUGUAAAUCUAAACCACAUAUUUUGUUUAAAGUGUGAUUAACACACAUGCAUACCUCAUUAUCCAGAUUAUAGUUUUCAUAUUUCAAUGUUAGUUUUAGCAUCAUAUGAAAUUUUG
This is a messenger RNA of Abrus precatorius (Indian licorice), 1617 nucleotides long. Its product is annotated as UDP-glucose 4-epimerase GEPI48-like. Gene Ontology annotation, biological process: galactose metabolic process; rRNA processing. The coding region runs from base 69 to 1238 and encodes 389 amino acids. Lineage: Eukaryota; Viridiplantae; Streptophyta; Magnoliopsida; Fabales; Fabaceae. The transcript has 9 exons. Gene Ontology annotation, cellular component: cytosol. Gene Ontology annotation, molecular function: RNA binding; UDP-glucose 4-epimerase activity. The record is from RefSeq and is a predicted model, not a curated record.